Punctularia strigosozonata HHB-11173 SS5 is the source of this 1632-nucleotide messenger RNA. RefSeq lists its product as uncharacterized. The record is from RefSeq and is a predicted model, not a curated record. The coding region runs from base 1 to 1632 and encodes 543 amino acids. Lineage: Eukaryota; Fungi; Basidiomycota; Agaricomycetes; Corticiales; Punctulariaceae. The transcript has a single exon.
AUGACGCUUCCUAUCAAUCGUCUUCCAUCCGAAGUUCUCAGCGCUAUCUUCAUCGUCGUGCGAAAUAAUCACCAGUACGAUCCUAUGGAACCGCCAGACCGGCACUGGAUCCGCGUCACUCAUGUCUCAUGUCACUGGCGCGCCGUGGCCCUCGGCUGCCGUGUUCUCUGGUCCGAAGUGAAUCUCAAAUUAAAAACCAGUUGGAAGGACUACGGCGGUACCAUGGCAAUGAUGCGUCGGGCAGAAUCAGCACCUCUACGACUUUAUAUCAAUUACGAACAACCACUGGGCCCCGGUAACAUGGCUCUGAAGAUUUGGCCGCAACCAUCGAAAGGCUCGACGACGGAUGCAUGCAGCGUGACUCCUCGCGUGGAGAGUCUGAUCAUGCAUGGUUACGAGAAAAAAAAGGAGGACUUGCGUCGCGCCAUGACCCUUUAUCUCCCACAUCUGCGCUCCUGUCGGAUGUCCGACCCACCGGACACGCUCGCCGAGUUCGACUGGUCAAAACUUCGAUCGCUGGCGUACGCGAAGAGUAGCAUCGACUGGAGCUCGGCCAUGCUGCAGUCACCUCGCGAUCUGCGAAGUCUUGAGGUGGAGAUGGACCUGCAAGACGUCUGGGUCGACAUUCCGACCAACUACGCUGGAAAUGUCAUCGGUGACCUGGGGCAAAUCGCCAACCUCCUCGCCCGACAUCCGCAGUUGCAGGAGCUUGCACUUUUGGACUCGCUUCCCUCCUGGACCACUGAGGACGAUAUACGACAAGUGCACGCGAUAGUGUACCCGCGCAUGGCACAUCUCGACAUCGCCCAUCAGGACUUCCGCGCAGCGAGAUUUGUCCUUCGCCUGCUCCGCCUGCCGGUCACCUGUCGAGUUGGUCUAGCCCUUAGACCGUCGAUACUCCACAAAGAUGUCGAGAUACCACAGCCUGCGGAUUGGCUCCAGCUCUGGCAGCUCGUCUUCGAGCGCGAGAUCUCUCUUGACCCGGCCGCCGCGCCGCCUCGAUACGCUGUGAUGAAGAUAGCCUGCCGCGAGGAGUCGAAAGGGAUCUGGGACGUCGAGUUGCGGGCGUUCAUGUCGCAAGGUGCCGCGAGCGCGCAUUCGGAGCUCCUGUUGCCAAGCAUGCCCGCAAAAGAUGUGGCGGCGCACCUUGCCUGGAUCCGGGAUCCGUUCGCGGCGCUGUCUGUCUCCACCCUCGUCGUCGAUUUGCAUACCGAAAGACGGAAUACCGAAUGGCUGGCUGUCACCAAGAAAAUGACGAGCGUGCAUACGGUACGCAUCAACGCGAUCGGCUGGGACUUAUCGGAGAUGGUAGCGUUUUUGGCUCCUGUCGAAGGACAUGCCGAUUCCGUGCUUCCGAACAUGCAUACGUUAGUGCUGACGGAUGGUGAUAUCCACACGCGGCCGGGAGAUAUGCGCGCGUUUCCAGCGACGGAAGCUAGAGAGGAGAUCAAAGCAUUCGGCGCGGCCUUGAGGGAUCGUGUUGUCGAUGGUCGGUUGAGGGAGUUGCAUAUCAAUUGUGUGAUGCAUGCGAGGCUCGCCGAAGGCUGGCUAACAGCAUUGGAAACAGCACUGCCUGGUCUGAAGAUUAACUGGGUAUGGGGAAGAGAGGAGGUUGAGGUGCUACAACGUUGA